Molecule: messenger RNA, 1103 nt
Organism: Xiphias gladius (swordfish)
Lineage: Eukaryota; Metazoa; Chordata; Actinopteri; Istiophoriformes; Xiphiidae
Product: WD repeat-containing protein 82-like
Exons: 10
Coding region: 22-978 (318 amino acids)
Cellular component (GO): Set1C/COMPASS complex
Molecular function (GO): chromatin binding; protein binding
Source: RefSeq, a predicted model, not a curated record
UGCACAUGAAUUCAGGUCCAGAUGCCAGGCAUGAAGAUCACAGACAGCGUGUUGCGGAGUUUCAGGGUCGCCCGGACGUACAGAGAGAACUCACAGAAAGUCAACUGUGUGGACUACAGCCCGAACGGGGAAAAUGCAAUAUCAAGCAGCGACGACGACUGUAUUGUGCUAUAUGACAUGCGGGAGGGAAAACCCAAGCGGACUCUGUUCAGCAAGAAGUAUGGAGUGGACCUCAUCCGCUACACGCAUGGAGACACACAGACGGUGGUCUACAGCUCCAACAAACUAGAUGAUACCAUACGAUACCUGUCUCUGACUGACAACAAGUACAUCCGCUAUUUCCCUGGUCACACUGCAAGGGUUAUUGCUCUCUCCAUGUCACCAGUGGAUGACACUUUUAUCUCAGGGUCGUUGGACAAGACGAUCCGGAUCUGGGACCUGCGCUCUCCAAACUGUCAAGGUUUGACUAAUCCACUGGGGAAACCUGUAUGUUCCUUUGACCCUGAUGGGCUGAUAUUUGCCGCAGGGGUGGAGUCACAGGCCAUUAAACUGUAUGACCUUCGUGCUUUUGACAAGGGUCCGUUUGCCUCCUUUGAGACAAGGUUUAAUCGUGUCUGUGACUGGACUGGACUCAAAUUCAGUAACGAUGGGACACAGAUUCUCAUCUCUACAAAUGGAGGGAUGAUCCGUGUCCUUAAUGCUUUCAAUGGAUCUGUGCUGCACACUUUUUCUGGCUACAACAACAGCAGAGGCAUCUCCUUGGAGGCCUGCUUCACUCCCGACUCACAGUUUGUCAUGAUUGGCUCAGAGGAUGGGAGGGUCCAUGUUUGGAGCACUGAGAGCGGGAUGAAGGUGGCUGUGCUGGACGGGAAACAUCCAGGACCCAUCAACACUCUGCAGUUCAAUCCCAGAUACAUGACGUUUGCCAGCGCCUGCACUAACAUGACCUUUUGGCUCCCGUGUGUCGAUGACUUAUAGAAGGAGUGAGCCCUCGUAUAACACGUUGACACUAUGCAGUGAUACCUUGAUGUGUUGGACUGCCUUUUUUUGCACGAUAAGAACCUCAUGACCUAAUAGUAUGUUGGAGAAAAAUAUGUGUUUUU